Molecule: messenger RNA, 2353 nt
Organism: Drosophila hydei
Lineage: Eukaryota; Metazoa; Arthropoda; Insecta; Diptera; Drosophilidae
Gene: DIP-theta
Product: cell adhesion molecule 2
Exons: 12
Coding region: 1-1809 (602 amino acids)
Cellular component (GO): neuron projection
Source: RefSeq, a predicted model, not a curated record
AUGAAAAUUAAAAUAUUUCCGCUGACAGCGGAUGCGACAGCAACAGCGGCAACAGCAGCAACAGCAGCAAGCGCAGCAGCAGCAAUGAAACUGCAACGGAAACAUAAAAUGCCGGAAAUAUGCUCAUGGCUAAUUGUUGCCGCUGCCGCCGUCUCGGCCAGUUGGUUGACCCUUUCGCGGUCUCUGGCCGCCGCACAGGACGCCCACGACGAGGACAGCGAAAUGCAUCAGCAUCAUUUGGAUCUGUUGCACCACCAGCAACAGCAUUCAGACUUCAUUAUUGGCGAAUCCGAGGAACGAGAUCACAUAGCACAUCAUCUGGCGGAAAUGCAAAAUCAUGAGGAGCUGCUGGAAGAUAUACGCGAAGACACCGUCGUCAACGUGAUACCAGAGAAAGAUUUGCCCAAGUUCGGAGAGCUCUUGCAGAAUGUCACCGUUCCGGUUAGUCGUGAGGCUGUGCUUCAGUGUGUUGUUGACAAUUUGCAAACUUAUAAGAUUGCGUGGCUACGUGUCGAUACACAAACGAUUUUAACGAUACAAAAUCACGUCAUAACCAAAAAUCAUCGCAUGAGCAUUACUCACGCCGAGAAACGUGCUUGGAUACUGCGUAUACGUGAUGUCAAGGAGUCCGACAAAGGAUGGUAUAUGUGCCAAAUAAACACGGAUCCGAUGAAGAGUCAAGUUGGCUAUUUGGAUGUUGUCGUGCCGCCAGACAUACUGGACUAUCCCACCAGCACGGACAUGGUCAUACGCGAGGGUUCAAAUGUUACCCUAAAAUGCGCCGCGACCGGGUCACCAACGCCAACGAUAACCUGGCGACGCGAAGGUGGCGAGCUCAUACCACUACCCAAUGGAGCUGAGGCCAUCGCAUACAACGGCUCGUUUCUGACCAUUGCCAAAGUGAAUCGCUUGAAUAUGGGCGCCUAUCUCUGCAUUGCCUCCAAUGGCAUACCGCCAACAGUUAGCAAACGUGUCAUGCUCAUUGUGCACUUUCCGCCAAUGAUUUGGAUACAAAAUCAAUUAGUUGGCGCCGCACUGGCACAGAACAUUUCUCUCGAAUGCCAAUCGGAAGCAUAUCCCAAGUCCAUCAAUUAUUGGAUGAAGAAUGAUACAAUUAUUGUGCCGGGUGAACGCUUUGUGCCAGAAACCUUUGAGUCGGGCUAUAAAAUAACAAUGCGUCUGACCAUCUACGACGUUGACAUUUCAGACUUUGGUGCCUAUCGCUGUGUGGCCAAGAAUUCGCUGGGCGACACAGAUGGUGCGAUCAAAUUGUAUCAUAUUCCACAAACAACAACAAUUACAACGAUGGCGCCAACUGUAUCGAUCAACACUGUGCCCGUUGUUAACGUCAAGUACAACAAAGAGCAACGCUACAGCAGCAAUAGCAAUUCGAAUAGCAAUAAUCCCUACAACUACAACAACAGUCCACAAAACACAAACAACAAGUCGCAGCGCAACAAGGGAAAAUCGUUGGAUCAGGCGCCAUCGACUCUGAACAAUGUCUAUAUGGGCGCCACGUCGAGCUUGUGGAACUCACAGGAUCAUCAUUCGCCGGGCACAAGCCGGGGCAGAGAUCAUCAUCAGCAGCAGCAGCAACAGCAGCAGCAUCAGCAGCAUCUGGUGCCCGAUCACAGCGCCACCUAUCGGGCGGAUGGCAAGAACACGCCGCUGAAGCAUGAUGCCAAAUCGCUAACCGAUGAAAUGGAUCGCAUGCAGGACCUGAAGAGCUCAGCCGUUCCGCUGUGCCGCGCAGCCAACAUCUUACACCUUUUGAUUAUCGUUGUCUACCUGGGGGCGUGGCAGGCCUAAGAACUUAGCAACUUUAAGUAGUAAUUUGUACAAAAUAAUAAAAAGUUCGUAAAUUUAAGCAAAAUCAGUCGUAAGCAAUUAUUUCACGCACGAAGCGAAAAUAGUUUAUUUAGUGCUUCGAUACGAUUGAGAGAUACAUGUAAAAAGUUGUUGUUGCUUAGCGCGUAAGGUUGAAAAAGGGUUUUCGUACACACACACACUUACAGAUACACACAGACAGAGAUACCCACAUAAUGCAGACAGGUUUAUAGACAUACAACGGAAAUACAAAGUAUUAGCAUGUAAAAUUGAAGCGAUUCGCAAAUUGAAAACAUUCCAAAAACCAAGUUCGUUUUAAGGCUUAGGAUUGACAUGUGUUGUAUUAGGCGAAACAGCUAAUGAACUACAACUCAAAUUGAAAAUAAAACAAACAACUAAAAGCUACAUUUAAAUCUAGGCUUAAGUCAAGUGGUCGAGUGGAGAGCAGCCAACCUUCGUAUGAAUUGUUGCGGAAACAGAGACAAAACCCCAUUUACUUUAGACUCAUUUUGGCUUCUCUUUGGUG